This is a messenger RNA of Paramecium octaurelia, 2467 nucleotides long. The record is from the annotation of a GenBank genome assembly. NCBI's taxonomy places the organism in Eukaryota, Ciliophora, Oligohymenophorea, Peniculida, Parameciidae.
AUGAAAGUUGAUUUAAGGGAAUAAUGCUUUGAGGAUAUUAGAAUUAGAAAUACUGUCUUAUUUGGAGCAAAUUUGGUAAGAUGCAACUUAAGUGGAUCAGAAUUUGACAAUGUCAUUAUUAGUGGAAUGAAUUUGAAUGGAGCCAAAUUGUUUAAUUGUAAAUGGAGGAACAUAUAAAUAAAUGAGUUAAAUUAAUUAAAUGGUCAUACUAAAUAGAUCAAUUAAGUUUGCUUUUCUCCAGAUGGUAACUUAUUAGCUUCUUGUAGUGAGGAUAAAUCCAUUCGUAUAUGUGAUGUAAGAACAGGAAAAAUAAAAUCUAUAAUUUUAGGAGAGGGGAAGGUAAAAUCAGUAUGCUUCUCACAUAAUAGUACUACAUUAGCUUUUAUAAGCAGAAAACAUGUGUAUUUAAGGAAUCUUAAAACAGGAAAAUAAAUAUCUAAAUUAUUUGUUCAUAAUUAUGAUGUUGAUUCAGUCUGUUUCUCUCCUGAUGGUGCUACAUUAGCAUCUGGCUCUAUCUUUCUAUGGGAUGUUAAGACAGGAUAAUAAAAAGCCAAAUUAAAUGGUCAUUCAUCAACUGUGUGUUCAAUCUGUUUUUCUCCUGAUGGAACUACAUUAGCAUCUGGUGGCGGAGGUUGUUUUGACGGUGGAGAUUGUUCUAUCCAUUUGUGGGAUGUUAAGAAAGGAUAAUUAAAAGCCAAAUUAGAUGGCCAUUCAUAAACUGUUCAAUCAGUCUGUUUUUCUCCUAAUGGUGCUACAUUAGCCUCUGGUAGUGGUAGUCAUUUAUCCGGUAGUUUUAUUGGUGGAGAAGAUUGUUCUGUCCGUUUGUGGGAUGUUAAGACAGGAUAAUAAAAAGCAAAAUUAAAUUGUCCUUAAUAAAUUGUUCGAUCAGUCUGUUUCUCUCCUGAUGGUACUACAUUAGCAUCUGGAGGGGGUAGUCGUUUUAGUUUUGGCGGUGGAGAUUCUGUCUGUUUGUGGGAUGUUUAGACAGGAUAAUAAAAAGCCAAAUUAGAUGGUCAUUCACAUUAUAUCAUGUCAGUUUGUUUCUCUCCUAAUGGUACUAUAUUAGCAUAUGGUGGAAGAAGUCUUGAUACUGAUGGAGAUUGUUUGGUCUGUUUGAGGGAUGUUAAGACAGAAUAAUCCAAAUUAGACGGUCAUUCAUCAACUGUUUAUUAAAUCUGUUUCUCUCCUGAUGGUACUACAUUAGCAUCUGGUAGUGAAGAUAAGUCAAUCCGUCUAUGGGAUGUUAAGACAGGAUAAUAAAAAGCCAAAUUAAAUGGUCAUUCAUCAGAUAUGUAUUUAAUCUGUUUCUCUCCUGAUGGUACUACAUUAGCCUCUUGUAAUUCAGGUAACUCUAUCAGUUUAUGGGAUGUUAAGACCGGAUAAUAAAAAGCCAAAUUAGAUGGUGAUACACAUUAUAUUAUAUCUGUUUGUUUAUCUCCUGAUGGUACUACAUUAGCAUCUGGUAGUAAAGAUAGGUCUAUCCGUUUAUGGGAUGUAAAGACAGGAUAAUAAAAAGCCAAAUUAAAUGGUCAUUCAAAUGGAAUUCUAUCUAUUGAAUUCUCUCCUGAUGGAGUUAUAUUAGCAUCUAGUGGUGGAAGUCUUAUUGGUGGUGGAAGUAGUUUAGCUAGUGGUGAUUUUUCUGUCAGUUUAUGGGAUGUUAAGACAGGAUAAUAAAAAACCAAAUUAGAAGGUCAUUCACAUUAUGUUAUGUCGGUUUGUUUCUCUCCUGAUGGUACUACAUUAGCAUCUGGUAGUAAAGAUAGGUCUAUCCGUUUAUGGGAUGUUAAGACAGGAUAAUAAAAAGCCAAAUUAGAUGGUCAUUAAAAUGAAGUUAAUUCAGUCUGUUUCUCUCCUGAUGGAACUACAUUAACAUCUAGUAGUGGAGAUGAGUCGAUCCGUUUAUGGGAUGUUACAACGGGAAAAUAAAAACUCAAAUUAGAUGGUCAGUUGAGUGCUUUUCGAUCAUAUUGUUUCUCUCCUGAUGGUGCUACAUUAGCAUCUGGUAGUUCAGACUAUUCUAUCCGUUUAUGGGAUGUUAAGACAGGAUAAUAAAAAACCAAAUUAAAUGGUCAUUCAUCAACCGUUUGUUCAAUCUGUUUUUCUCCUGAUGGAACUACAUUAGCAUCUGGUAGUGAUGAUAGCUCUAUUCGCUUAUGGGAUGUUAGGAUAGGAUAACAAAUCUUAUCUUCAGAUUAUAGUAAUAAAAAUAUUAAAGCUUAAUUUUCCCCAUCAAUAAUUACAAAUAAUGGUCUUACAUAAAGUGGUAUUUAUUUUUCACUAUUCUUUAGCAUCCUCUAAUAUUACAAUAUUAUUAAUUUCCUAAAUUCCCUAUUUAGAAGCUUAAGGAGCUUUAAUCUUGAAAGGAGAAUUUGUAAGUUAUUAAGGUAUAGAUCUAAAGUCAUUACUAAAAUCUAAAGGAAGUUGCAUUAUAGAAAACUAAAUUGUAUCACAAAAGCAAUAAAUUUGA